Molecule: messenger RNA, 3208 nt
Organism: Drosophila rhopaloa
Lineage: Eukaryota; Metazoa; Arthropoda; Insecta; Diptera; Drosophilidae
Gene: Cyp4d2
Exons: 9
Coding region: 111-3170 (1019 amino acids)
Molecular function (GO): iron ion binding; monooxygenase activity; oxidoreductase activity, acting on paired donors, with incorporation or reduction of molecular oxygen
Source: RefSeq, a predicted model, not a curated record
GCCAGCUGGGGGUGGACUCCAGAUUAAGAGCCCACACAGCGGGAGAUAACGAAUCGCUUUCAUUAUUUAUAGUACUGCUCAGUAGUGAAUCGCUCGUCGAACGCUGCACAAUGCUGGGUGUUGCUGGUCUGCUCCUCCUGGUGGCGUUCGCCACACUUCUUGUGUGGGAUUACUUCUGGCGGAAGCGGCGCAACGAUAUGCUGCACUAUAUGCCGGGUCCGCGGCCACUUCCCCUUCUGGGAAACGUCCUUAUGUACCGCGGUCUGAAUGCCGAACAAAUCAUGGACUUUGUGACGAAGAAUCAGCGCAAAUACGGUCGCCUCUACAGGGUGUGGGUUAUCCACCAGCUGGCCGUGUUCUCCACGGAUCCCCGGGACAUUGAGUUUGUGCUGAGCAGCCAACAGCAUAUCACCAAGAACAAUCUGUACAAGCUGCUCCACGGAUGGCUGGGCGAGGGAUUGCUGAUGAGCACGGGCAGGAAGUGGCACGGUCGGCGGAAGAUCAUCACGCCCACGUUUCACUUUAAGAUCCUAGAGCAGUUCGUUGAGAUCUUUGACCAGCAGAGUGCCGUGAUGGUGGAGCAACUUCAAUCGAGGGCCGACGGCAAGACGCCCAUUAACAUCUUUCCAGUGGUGUGUUUAACUGCCCUGGACAUUAUUGCAGAAACUGCCAUGGGCACCAAGAUCAAUGCCCAGAUGAAUCCUGAUCUGCCCUACGUAAAGGCUGUCAAUGACGUCACCAACAUCAUGAUCACUCGUUUCAUCCACGCCUGGCAGCGGGUAGACUGGAUUUUCCGGCUGACCAAGCCAACGGAGGCUAAGCGGCAGGAUGCAGCCAUCAAGGUCAUGCACGACUUCACCGAGAACAUCAUCCGCGAGCGGCGUCGCACGCUGGUUAAUAAUUCCCAGGAUAAGGCGCCAGAGGAGCAGGUAGAUGAUCUGGGCCAGAAGCGCCGCAUGGCUCUGCUGGAUGUGUUGUUGCAGUCCACCAUCGACGGGGCUCCGCUGAGCGAUGAGGACAUCCGCGAGGAGGUGGACACCUUUAUGUUCGAGGGCCAUGACACGACCACGUCGGCCAUUUCCUUCUGUUUGUACGAGAUCUCUAGGCAUCCGGAGGUGCAGCAGCGCCUGGUGCAGGAGAUCCGCGAGGUUCUCGGAGAGGACCGUAAGAGGCCAGUUACCCUGCGCGAUCUGGGUGAGCUGAAGUUCAUGGAGAAUGUGAUCAAGGAGUCGUUGCGUUUGCAUCCGCCAGUGCCCAUGAUCGGCCGCUGGUUCGCCGAGGAUGUGGAAAUACGUGGCAAGCGCAUUCCAGCCGGCACUAACUUCACCCUGGGCAUUUAUGUUCUCCUCCGUGAUCCGGAGUACUUCGAGUCCCCCGAUGAGUUCCGACCGGAGAGAUUCGACGCGGAUGUUCCGCAGACUCAUCCCUAUGCCUACAUCCCCUUUUCUGCUGGGCCAAGGAACUGUAUUGGUCAAAAGUUCGCCAUGCUGGAGAUGAAGAGCACCAUCAGCAAGCUGCUCCGGCACUUCGAGCUGUUGCCCUUGGGUCCUGAUCCCCGGCACUCGAUGAACAUCGUCCUGCGCUCAGUCAACGGAGUCCAUUUGGGCUUGAAACCUCGCUAUUGCCAGCUGCUCGAGAGUCCAAACCACUCAACACCGAGUUGCAGGGGGCACAACAUGCUGGUGGCUCUGCUGGUGACCCUCCUGUUGGCUCGCCUGGUGGCCUGGUUGCUCCGAUUGGUGUUGAAGGAGCUGCGACAUCCCCUGCGUGGCGUGGUGCCCAGUGUUUCGAGGGUUCCUCUAGUGGGAUCCGCCUGGCAGAUGCGAAGUUUUCAGCCAGACAAUCUCCACGAGAAAUUCGCCGAGUAUGUCCAGCGUUUUGGUCGCAGCUUCAUGGGCUCUGUCUUGGGCCACGUGAUUGUGAUUACUGCGGAGCCGCGACACGUAGAUGCACUGCUGCACAGCCAGCAGCAGCUGAGAAAGGGCACCAUGUAUUUCGCCCUACGUGGUUGGCUGGGCAACGGACUUCUCCUAAGUCGCGGAGAGGAGUGGCACACGAUGCGGAAGAUCAUCACGCCCACGUUUCACUUCAGCAUCCUGGAGCAGUUUGUCGAGGUCUUUGACAGGCAGAGCAGCAGGUUGGUGAUGCGAUUGGAACCCCUAUCGGUUGGCGAGCAGACCUUGAACAUCUAUCCCUACGUGUGUUUGGCUGCUCUAGACAUCAUCACCGAAACGGCCAUGGGGGUUAGUGUGGACGCCCAAGGAGACGAGGAGUCCGAGGUGGUGCACGCUGUAAAAGAUCUGACGAAUAUCCUGGCCACCAGGUUCAUGAGACCGCAUCUCCUCAUUCCCCAGAUCUUCCGGUUGUGCUGGUCCAGUGGUUUUAAGAAGCAACAAGCAGGUGUCCACUGCCUUCAUCAGUUCACCGAUGGAAUCAUAGAGCAGCGCCGUCUCCUGCUGGCCAGGGAGGCACCCCAGAGUCGGCCGGAGAAGCGUCACGCUCUGCUGGACACUCUCCUGCGAGCCACUUUGGAUGGACAACCGCUGACCGACAAACAAAUCCGCGAUGAGGUAAACACCUUCAUCUUUGAGGGUCACGAUACCACGACUUCGGCAGUGUCCUUCUGUCUAUAUUUGCUCUCCCGCCAUGAGGCAGUGCAACAACGGCUGUUUGAGGAACUGAAGAAGCACUUCGGCCGUGAUUUGGACAGGGGCGUGGUCUACGCAGAUUUUGCAGCGCUGCCUUAUCUGAACUGCGUGGUGAAGGAGUCGCUGCGUUUGUAUCCGCCGAUCCCGGCAGUGGCUCGCUGUCUGGAAAAGGAUUUGGCCAUAGAUGGUGGCCGCAUUCCAGUGGGAACGAACGUAGUCGUACUUCUCUGGCAGCUACUCCGGGAUGAAACACUCUUUGCCGAUCCCCUUCUUUUCCAGCCGGACAGGCAUCUGGGAGAAGAGGCCUCUAGACUGGGACCCUACAGCUACAUACCCUUCUCCGCUGGGCCGAGAAACUGCAUUGGCCAAAAGUUCGCCUUGUUGGAGAUGAAAACCAUGGUGACCAAAUUGAUUAGGCACUACCAGCUUCUCCCAAUGGGAGCGGACGUGGAGCCCUCGAUCAAAAUUGUGCUGCGAUCGAGAAGCGGGGUUAAUUUGGGACUACGACGUCGGUUGUAUUAAUAUCUUGUGAUUUUAGAAUAAACAUAAAAUUAUUAGGA